Diorhabda carinulata is the source of this 1884-nucleotide messenger RNA. RefSeq names its product myosin light chain kinase family member 4-like. NCBI's taxonomy places the organism in Eukaryota, Metazoa, Arthropoda, Insecta, Coleoptera, Chrysomelidae. The record is from RefSeq and is a predicted model, not a curated record. Gene Ontology annotation, cellular component: nucleus. Gene Ontology annotation, molecular function: protein serine/threonine kinase activity; ATP binding. Gene Ontology annotation, biological process: intracellular signal transduction; positive regulation of apoptotic process; protein phosphorylation. The transcript has 8 exons. The coding region runs from base 142 to 1746 and encodes 534 amino acids.
UUCAGUUUAUGAAAUUUGUGCAUGGGAUAAUGUCGGUGAGCUCCGUUCUAAAUUUUUUUAUUUCGUAAAUUCCGCGCCGCCGAGACAUACAGGAUUCAAAAAUUUAAAUAAAGUUGGUGGAUUGGUGUAGGAGCGACUAAAAUGAUAAAGGUCGAUGAAAGCGAUCCCGUCGGAGAAAUUGAACUUAGUUUCCCACAUAGAACGGUUCAAAUUCAACGAGGGGUAGAUCCCAAAGAAUUAUAUAUAUUAGAAGAGGAAAUCGGAAGAGGAAAAUUUGGAACCGUUUACAGAUGCAAAGAAAAAUCCACUGGACUUUGUUUGGCGGCGAAAUUUAUCGCUUGCCCGAAAAAAGAAGAUAAAAGAAACGUCGAAAGGGAAAUAGAUAUAAUGAGAUCGUUGCAACAUCCAAGGCUGAUACAAAUAUACGACGCGUUCGAAAAUGGGAAAAUCAUGACGGUCAUUUUGGAACUAAUCCAAGGCGGAGAGUUAUUUGAAAGAGUCAUCGAUGACGAUUUUAUUUUGACUGAGAAAAGCUGUACGGUUUUUAUGAGACAGAUAUGCGAAGGUGUCGAUUUUAUACAUAAACAGAGGAUAUUACAUCUUGAUAUGAAACCGGAAAAUAUUUUAUGUUUAACAAAAACCGGUAACAGAAUUAAAAUUAUCGAUUUCGGAUUAGCCAGAAAAUUCGAUCCGAACAAAAAACUUCAAGUUCUUUUUGGUACACCGGAAUUCGUGGCACCGGAAGUGGUAAAUUUCGAUGAAAUCGGAUAUGGGACCGAUAUGUGGUCCGUUGGUGUCAUUUGUUACGUACUACUGUCUGGUCUGUCCCCAUUUAUGGGUCAUACUGAUGUAGAAACAAUGGCGAAUGUUACUAUAGCUAAAUAUGAUUUCGAUGAUGAAGCUUUCGAUGAAAUUUCUGAUAAUGCGAAAGAUUUCAUCAGAAAAUUACUCAUUAAAGAUAUGAACCAACGACUCACGGCAUCGGAUUGUUUAAAUCACGAUUGGCUGAAGAGAAAAUCGACGAAAACCCCCACCAUGGACGUGACCAAAGACAACCUAAAACAGUUCGUCGAAAGAUGGAACGAACACCCCAAUUCCCCCUACGUUUUCGAAACGCUACCACCCACCGGAGACGAGAAUCUGUCGCGUUCCAGUCAAUCUUUAAUCGGUGAGUCACCAUCGCCUUGCGGAUCCUUAGCGUCAUCUUCCGGUUCCGAUGACGCGUUUCUACGAGAUAACCAACGACCGCUCUCGACACCGUCGGACCAUUUCAGAAGAGCCUCGGACAGCACUUGCGUCGUAAAAACCAGCGAUAUAACCGAGAGGGUGAAUCUGGCCGAAGAAAUACGAAAAUUAUCCGAUAAACUUUUCCAACUGUCCAAUUUCGAUACGGACCUGACUAAUAAGGAAGUUUCGUUUAAACCGGAAGAAACGACGCGGAUACCGUGGAGAAAAACGAAAUUCAAAAUAAGCAACGCCUCCAGAGACGUUCCCCUCGUCGUUAAAACUAUUCAUAAAUCUGGCAACGUCGAUAGUCCGAACGGUACGAAAGAUCUGCUGUUGCAGUUGUUGGAACAGUGGGAUGAAGCGGAGGGAGUCGGGAGGAGAAACGUUAGACACGCCUCCGUAUCGACGGAUUUUGGCGGGAACGAAUCGCUGGGACAGAAAACGAUCAGUUCGUUGAAUACGUUUUUUCAAUCGAGAUCCGCUAAUAAACUUCCCAAAUUCCAGUUGAAUAAAACUUGAAUUUAUUUUAAUUAUUCACGCAUUUUUAUUUUUUAAUUUAUUUAUUGUUGUCAUAUGUACAUACGGGACCAUUUUACCUUCGAAAUUAUAUUUGAUGUUCGUGAUUCGUUGUUCAAAUAUAUAAUUUUAUUAACGAAA